CUUGUGUUUGUGUGAGAGCUCAAUAAAUGUUUCAGAAGACUAGAAUGAUACACACUGCUGAUUCCACAACUACGCAAUAACAGAGCAGGACUCACGCAUGCGAGAACUAAGCACACGAAAAAUAACCAAGUACACCCUAGUCGUCCAAAGAAGUUUGGUUUAGUGCGGUCCAUCAACACAUCACUAGUGCUGCCUCCACUAACACAUCGUAAUAUAGUGCAGCAGACUGGAAGGAAGGAAGGAAGCAUAUGCCAACGCACAGAAAAAUGGACUCCAAAGCCACUAUUAAACUUGUGAUAAGUUUCUGCUACUUCCUGUUCGUCUGCUUGAUGUAUUUCAGCAGAAGUGCGACAUCAUUGAGGAGUCAGCGGGCAUUAUACACGUGCAAUGGUUCCAUAGCAGAGUGCAACGAAGAAGAUGAGCUGCUGAUGGAGUCUGACAUAAGCAGGAGGUUUUUGGAGGAGAAGAAGUAUAUUUCUGAAGGAGCUCUCCAGAGGGACAAGCCUGUUUGUAAUGGUGGGGGAAGUGGUGAAGCUUACAGCAGAUCUGGUAUCUCCGAACAAAGCCAUGCUGAUGCAGGGCAUCCAAACUUGGAGAUCAUGAUCAGGGUCUUGCCAUCGAUUAACAAACCUGAUUUGGAGGAGAAGCACCAAUAUUUGAAUAGGUUGUCCCUUUUAUUUCAUUUUAAAAUAACAAACGGAGUAAUUCUAAUCGUUAUGCUUUGUUUGAACAAAUAAAUUUUGGAUGUUAUUUUAGCUUUCUAUUAACUUUUCGAUAGCUGGAGUGUCUACUAGGACAUUGGACACCCUCGAAUUCAAUGUAUAAGAAUAUAACAUCUGCAGUUGCAGGCUGAUAUCGCUAGAACCCACACCGUUACAGGACUUACUUAAGAAGU
Prosopis cineraria is the source of this 895-nucleotide messenger RNA. RefSeq lists its product as uncharacterized. Bases 249 to 737 code for a protein of 162 amino acids. The transcript is spliced from 3 exons. The record is from RefSeq and is a predicted model, not a curated record. Lineage: Eukaryota; Viridiplantae; Streptophyta; Magnoliopsida; Fabales; Fabaceae.